AAGUUUCGACAACUGCCCGUGCGCCAAAGUCCAAUGGUCGAAGUAGUUGGGGAUGGGGCAUAUAUGGGCACCCCAAUAGAUAGUUUCAAUGGGCUGAAAAUGCACAGACGGUCACACUUUGGGCCUAAAUGGGCUGAAUUGCUUUGAGAUGGUCUCCUAGGGUGGAGUUCACUACUUACAUGACUCCGCAAGCAGAGGUAGGGAGCAGGGAAGAGAGAGAGAGAGAGAGAGAGAGAGAAUUGGGAAGAGAGAGAGGGGAAAGUAAAUGGGGAAGGAAGGGGAAUUGUGGGAUGAUUCAGCUCUCAUCAACGCCUUCGACGAUGCCAUGUCCAAGUACAAGAAAAUGCAUGGAAAGAAAAGAAUCCAGGAUAAAUCAACUGAUGGAGGGAAAUUUGGUGGCGGCACCGAGGAUGAAAAUGCCUCUGCUAUUACUAGGGUCGAUGAAAGUCUGGAUGGGACUGUUAAGGAGGCAGAUGAGAACAGCAAUGUUACAUCGAAUACUGUCACAGAAUUGGAAGAGACUGAAAACCUUGCACCGGCCAAAUUAAAUAAUUGUGUAGAUUCACUUGGACCUGAGCCAUAUGUAGAUCCAUCAAAUGGUGGUGUUCACGCACAAACUCUCAGUGGUUUGUAUUCACAUGGUGCAGAAGAUUAUAACCAGUUACUCGGCCAGUACUAUGAGCUUGAGGAGAAGAGGCAAAGGAUUCUACAGCAACUUAAUCUGCAUGGUGGUUAUAACUACCAAUAUCCUGCUGAAGGUUCAGGUUCUGGUGGUUAUUGGGGAACCUGUUCUGCUUCUCAAGAUCAGUCGGUUGCUGCAACCCAAGCUUCACUCUCCCCUCUCAUCUGUUCUUGUUGCCCUUAUGCUUGUCAUUGUUCAGUGGCUCCAUGCUCUUCAUUCUCAUCUUGUACUUUUGGUGGGACAUCUCUUGGUAAAGCAUGUACUGAUUCUUCUGCCAUGAUGAACCCUGGAAAGUCUUUCCCUCCCAUAGAUGAUGACAUUGUGAAAACAGCAAUGGAUGCUGCAGAAAGAGCAAUGUCAUCCAUGACAAUGAAUACUCCUGUUGUCAACUCCGAUAUAGAAGGCAAUAAAGCUGGGAACAGGAAAGAUAAUGAAGGGGAAAUAACUGAAAAUACAAGCUCUGAAACGGAUCUGACAGUUGUAUUAAACGCUUGGUAUUCUGCGGGCUUCUACACUGGGAAGUAGCAUGUAAAUGGAAAAAAUUGAUCCACAAAAAUUCAUGUGAUCCAAUAAUAGCUUAAUUUGUCGAAGGGAAGCAGAGGAAGUAGAGUGGAUCUGCAUGUGGCUAGCCAUCAAGGGUUCUGGCACUCUGCUAAGAAAAAUCUGUAUAAAAGAGCAGCGUUGAUCAUGAAUUGACUGACUUGAAUCCUUGGUGUCUGCUCACCAAAGAAUUUUUUGAAUCCAACUGAUUAGAUUCUCUGGUAUCAAUAAGUAUGGCACUUGAGCACCUUGAAGUUUUAACUGAUGGUGACAAGUGAUUAUACAAUGUUAUGUCCUUUAACUUGUUAAAACUUUGGUGUUUUCUGAUA
Molecule: messenger RNA, 1551 nt
Organism: Populus trichocarpa (black cottonwood)
Lineage: Eukaryota; Viridiplantae; Streptophyta; Magnoliopsida; Malpighiales; Salicaceae
Exons: 5
Coding region: 266-1207 (313 amino acids)
Source: RefSeq, a predicted model, not a curated record